UAUGUCGUGGUGGUCGACGGCGGCGUGCGUGGCACUGCUGGUGCUGCAGGUAGCCAGCAAGGAUCUGGCGGAGGCCUCGCGCGACGACCUGGACCUGCCGCAAGCACAGGAGUCUGACCUCGUUAAUUACGAUGACUACAAUCCUUUCGGGGAGGAUGAGAAUGCUAUUAUCGCAGAACGUGACUUUACAUCACAGUCAACAACGAGUACUCCUGGACCCCGAAGACCGCCGACUUUACCUGUAACCAGAGUUCCGCCUCCGAACCGCUGUGUGGAUUCUGGCAGGACGUACCUGGAGGGCGAGACAUGGAAGCGAGACAACUGCACGCUCUGUCAGUGCCAUCUCGCUCGCAUGAACUGCUCCGUCAUACCUGCCUGUCUGAUACCGCCUGCAACCAGUAGACCGAUAUACAACGCCGGCGCCUUACCGAAUCCACCAGUGAGAGGUGUGCAAGGACCGCCGGGUGAUGACGGUCCCUCAGGACCGCCCGGAGCACCGGGUAUCAGCGGCGUGCCGGGUGCGCCGGGCUCACCGGGACCGGCAGGCCCUAUGCCUGAUGUCAAUGCUUACCUCGCACAACUGGCGGCUACGGCUGGCGGCGAUAAAGGACCUGCCUUUGACCCUUACCAGUACAUGCAAGCGCCAGUGGGCGCUCCCGGUAUACGAGGAAUUCCAGGCCCUCAAGGUCCCCCGGGACCACAAGGUUUCCAAGGACCUCGCGGUGAACCUGGAGAGCCUGGUCUACCGGGACCACUAGGGCCACCUGGAGAAAGAGGGCCGCCGGGUCUUCCUGGCAAGGACGGAUCUCCGGGUGAAGAUGGCGAGCCCGGUCCAGCAGGAGCAACAGGACAAACGGGUCCAAGAGGAGCCCCAGGCGUUCCAGGAAUACAGGGUUUGAAAGGUCAUCGUGGAUUUGACGGCAAAGACGGCGCUAAAGGCGAGCAAGGUUUUCCUGGAGAAAAAGGGCCUACAGGCCUUCCGGGGCAAAUGGGGCCCACGGGGCCAGUGGGUCCUGUAGGUCCCCGUGGGGAGCGAGGCCGUGAAGGCCCUCCGGGUCCACCGGGCAUGCGAGGUGUUGACGGAGCGCCGGGCUCUCCGGGAUUAGUGGGUAACGCUGGUAAACCAGGCUCACCGGGUUUUCCCGGAGCUCCGGGAAUAAAGGGGGAACAAGGACUAGUUGGACCCAAAGGAAGUCAAGGUCUCCAAGGGCCUCGUGGGGAAGCUGGACGUCCGGGUCAGCCUGGUGAGAUAGGAGCACCUGGACUAGCGGGACGAGAUGGUACACCGGGAGAGAAAGGAGUUCAGGGUCAAACUGGACCCUCGGGACCGCAAGGUUUUCCCGGACCUAGAGGAACACCUGGUAUAGCUGGCGAUCCAGGGAUCCCUGGUACUAAAGGAAUGCCGGGACAACCGGGAGAGAGAGGUGCUAAAGGGGAAGCUGGUAUUAGAGGAGAAACAGGCGCCCAAGGUCCGCGUGGUUUACCUGGCUCUUUAGGGCCUGAAGGAAAGCGCGGAAAAAGAGGUCUACGCGGCCCAGCUGGAAGUAUUGGACCUCAAGGAGACCGUGGAUUACCAGGAAUGAGAGGUCUUCCUGGUUCCGAUGGGCCUAUUGGACAGAAAGGCCAGCCAGGUGAAAGAGGAGGCGUAGGUUUACCUGGACCAAAAGGGAGCACGGGUGACGCUGGAAGACCUGGACCUCAAGGUUUGCAAGGUCAGAGAGGCCUAGUUGGAAGGCCUGGUAUGGCUGGAAAAUCCGGCCCGCCUGGAGAAAGAGGAAUCCCCGGUGCUGAUGGAAGGCCCGGAGAACAAGGGCUUCAAGGUUUACAAGGUCCUCCUGGAUCGAUGGGCAGUCCCGGGGAAAGAGGUUUACAAGGUGAACCUGGUAAAGACGGCGAACCGGGACAACAAGGUCAGCAAGGACCGAAAGGCGAUGCUGGUCGAGAUGGUAGUCCAGGAAUUCAAGGACCUCAAGGUACGAGUGGACCAGCAGGAGAAAGAGGACCUCAGGGACCACCUGGCCCAACUGGCUUUCCGGGAAUGCCAGGAGCUGCCGGUUUACCUGGAUCUCCAGGAAAAGAAGGCGAGCCAGGAAUCGCGGGGCCGGCUGGACCCCCGGGGUCGACAGGUCCGCGAGGAGAAAGAGGGUUCACUGGAGAACGAGGACUCCCUGGUCAGCCCGGCACACCGGGAGAAAAGGGAGAGACAGGAGCACAAGGAGCAGACGGACCACCGGGACCAGAGGGACUUAAGGGCAGUAAGGGUCAUCCAGGUCAGCUCGGCGCAAUGGGACUCCCCGGGCCUCGUGGUAUGACUGGUUUACCUGGGGAGAAGGGCGAGAGAGGUGCCGCUGGACCCCAAGGGAAUGAUGGGCCGCCAGGACGGCAGGGAGAGCAAGGCCCUCAAGGCCCUGUCGGUCCACAAGGACAUCCGGGUGAACCAGCUGAAAGAGGAGAACCUGGUACCCCGGGAGUACCUGGAGAACCCGGGGCACCGGGAUCUCAGGGUGAAAGGGGUCAGCCGGGAUUACAAGGAUCUCCGGGUCUCCCUGGACCACCUGGUUUGACGGGCAUGCCGGGCUUAAAGGGCGAUAGAGGUUACAUGGGAGCAAAGGGGCAACAAGGGUCGCCUGGUAACCCAGGUAUCCCUGGCGAGACCGGACAAAGAGGUCUAGCUGGUCUGCCCGGAGCUAAGGGAUCCCGAGGGGAACAGGGACUCAAGGGAGACAUUGGUCGCGCUGGUCUACCUGGAAGACCAGGUGAAUUAGGACCACAGGGUCCCCAAGGAAGUCCUGGCCAAGCCGGACCUCCUGGUAUUCCAGGAGCUAAAGGUGCUGCUGGAGAUCCUGGUAGACCUGGCCCGUUAGGACCUAUCGGUUUAACUGGUGCGCCGGGCCCUGAAGGCCCUAAGGGUGAGAGAGGAAGUGAAGGAGAGAUCGGACCGCAAGGCCCCGUUGGACCGUCUGGACCAGCUGGCGAAAGGGGACCGAGUGGUUUGCCUGGCAUGGCGGGACCACCGGGACCACAAGGGCAACGAGGACCGCAAGGUGAAAACGGAGCACCAGGCAAACCGGGUUCAGACGGAGCACCGGGACCAGUGGGACCGACUGGUUCACAGGGUCCCCCAGGACCAAUGGGAGAACCAGGACCAGAAGGAAGACCGGGUAAACUCGGGCAGCCUGGAAUACCCGGAAGACCAGGAGAUAAAGGACCGACGGGUCAGCCGGGAGCAUCGGGACCUGCAGGGCCGCCUGGAAUGCAGGGUCCACCUGGGCAAUCAGGACCUCCAGGACAGGCAGGCGAGCGAGGUCUUCGUGGCGAGCCGGGACCCCCCGGAGUUGAUGGUCCUCAAGGUCCGUCCGGAAAGCAAGGGCCGCCAGGGCUGGAUGGGUCCAAAGGAGAGCGCGGGGAGGCAGGAUCAGACGGCGCUAAGGGACACGCGGGCUUACCGGGACUACCUGGCAUGGUGGGAGCACCUGGAAGACAGGGGGAGAGGGGCCUACCUGGACCAAUUGGUCCUCCAGGGAAAGAUGGAGAUGUGGGACCGAGAGGAACACCUGGACGUGAUGGCAGUCCAGGUCCUCAAGGGCCAAUGGGACCGCCUGGAGGACGAGGGCCUCCGGGAGAAUCGGGUAGGCACGGGGCGCCGGGUCCGGCUGGUCCCCCCGGGCCCCCGGGUUUGCCUGGUGAGGGCCUGGCCUACGACGCUGCUGCUAUUGCUGCUAUGCUUCAACAAGGUUCAAUCAAAGGUCCCGAUCCAUUGGGAGAUGAUCCAAAUAGCUUGCCGCCGCGGUUCUUUAAAGACGAUAUGUCGCCUGCGGAGCGCAAAAAGAUAGUGAUGAAAGCUUACGAACAGCUCAAAGUGUCUCUCAACAAAUUCCUCAAACCUGACGGCACAAAGGAAGCACCGGCGAAAACUUGUGGAGAUAUUAAAUAUCACUAUCCAGAAUUUGAGAGUGGCCAAUAUUGGAUCGAUCCGAAUGGCGGUGACAUGAACGACGCCAUAUUAGUGCACUGUGACAUGUCUACUGGUGCCAGUUGCGUGUUCCCGAAGCCGAUGCAAUCCCAGGACAUUGUUUACAAAGGCAAAGAACACGAGGCGUGGCUCAGUGAGAUAGAAGAUGGAUUUACGAUAUCGUACAAAGCGGAGCAUAGCCAACUGACAUAUCUUCAGUUGAUGUCAUCGCGCGCUGUUCAGAACGUGACACUGCACUGCGUUAAUACAAUCGGUUACUACGACCCGGCAACACAUAACUAUAGACAUGGACUCAAGCUCCUUGCUUACAACGACGCUGAGAUCCUGCCCAAAGCUAACAACAGGCUUAGAUACAAAGCUUUACUGGAUAACUGUCAGUACAAGAAACAAGAAUGGGCAGAAACUGUUCUACAGUACGAAACAGAUAAGCCUGGGCGUCUGCCACUCCUGGAUGUAGCCGUCAGAGAUGUUGGUAGAAGGAACCAGAAGUUCCGCAUUGAACUGGGUUUGGCUUGCUUCAGUUAAACUGAAUUAAAAAAAGAACAUAACCUCUCAAACAAAUCUUCACAAUUUGCAUUAAACAAUUUUCGUGUCAUAAUUAAAAAUAUAACAAUAAAAAUAAAUAA
Molecule: messenger RNA, 4599 nt
Organism: Papilio machaon (common yellow swallowtail)
Lineage: Eukaryota; Metazoa; Arthropoda; Insecta; Lepidoptera; Papilionidae
Product: collagen alpha-1(I) chain-like
Exons: 24
Coding region: 2-4498 (1498 amino acids)
Molecular function (GO): extracellular matrix structural constituent
Source: RefSeq, a predicted model, not a curated record